CAAAUAUGGGCCAACAAGAGAAUCCGGUCUCAGUUGCGCCGCGAGCUCGGAGCUCGGAACAUUCAGAAAUGAGUGGGAUAAACGACGAAGCUUCUGCAAUAGCUAAUGCUACCGCAGGCACUAAGAGAAGUAACGAUGGAGGCGCUGGUGAACAAGUGUCGAGACUCAAGGGGCGUAAAAUCGCACAAUUGGGUCGGUCAACUUGCUCAGCUGGACCUUCAACUACUCAUCCACCCACCACAAUCUUUGCACUAAACACCUAUUGCUGGGAUAUGAUACUGUCCUAUUUGAGCCUGAGUGAGCAACUCCAUCUCGCUGCCUUAAAUCAUCAGCUAAAAAUGCUUAUCGAAUCGCUGCAACACAGGUACAAUAUCAUUGAAGAAAGCGUCACCGGAAGUAUCGGCGAAUCGGAGCUGCAACAACUACUGGACAUUGUCAGAGAGCACGUGAUCAGCUAUGAGUCGCCAUUGGAUCCGCUUUCUGGGCAGGAUCGGCAUUUGUGGAUGUUGCGGGACUACUGCCCAAACCUGCGACACCUCAAAAUGUCUUUUCGACGCCCCCGAUGGCACGAUUUGUUGCGAUUGAAGAAUCUAACAUCGUUACAUGCUAGCCUGCAAUUCUCGAAUGCUGGUCUUUAUAAGAAUUUUAUAAUUAGCCUAAGCGCUUUGCCGCACCUGAAGAAAUUGAAAUUGGAGGCGACAGCCUACACGGGCGACGGACUACAUGCCCUGGAUAAAUUGGAGUACCUGGAGAUUGGCAACCAGCAUGGAUUCGAUGCCAGCAUUUUGGCCUCGUGCUGCAUGACAAUGAAGAAGUUGUGCCACCUUAACAUGGGUGAAAACACCGCCAACCUGGAAGGGGAAGACUUUCGGGUAAUUGUAAGAAGGGGCCACAAUCUGGAAAGGCUCGCCUUUACGAUAAUAAAUUUGAAAGAAAAUAUACCCUACGAUACUGUCCACCAGCUUCCCAAAUUGAAACACUUGCAGUUGUGGCAUUGCGACAUUAAUGCCAGUUUCAUCGAGAAACUCAUUCAAAAACCGGGCACUCCGUUGGAAAGUCUUAUUUUGGUGGGAGAUACCCUGGAACCGGAACAAGUAGAUCAUAUCUGCGAGAUAUCUUCACUUCGGGAGCUGUCUGUCGCAUGCAGAACAGAUGCAGCAAGAAGUUUUCUACGUCUGAAGCAUUUAGAAAUCUUGGACGUGAAAAUGCCAGAUGUCAGCAACGAUGAGCUGCUUGCGCUUCUGGAAGGAUGUGCUCUUUUAAACGUACUUGGUGUCCGAUAUUGCAGGCUAGUCACCUCUGAAUUUGUGUUAAAAGCUUUAAGUUUGUACAGUGGCAGAAAAAUUAAAAUCUAUUUGCAUGAGUCAUCUGUUGAUUGGCGCCUUCUUCAUCUUCCGGUUCUGAAUGGCAAGACGAACAUUCAGUUCAUAAACGGCUAUUUAAAGAGUCCCAUAUUGAUUAACAACGAUUAAAUACAAACUAACCAAAUUUUUUUUUUCCAGUUUAUUAUUAUUUAACCCUAUAAGGUAUUCUAUGUAUAUUUCCAGAG
This is a messenger RNA of Drosophila simulans, 1549 nucleotides long. RefSeq lists its product as uncharacterized. Gene Ontology annotation, cellular component: SCF ubiquitin ligase complex. The transcript has a single exon. Gene Ontology annotation, biological process: SCF-dependent proteasomal ubiquitin-dependent protein catabolic process. Bases 6 to 1472 code for a protein of 488 amino acids. The record is from RefSeq and is a predicted model, not a curated record. NCBI's taxonomy places the organism in Eukaryota, Metazoa, Arthropoda, Insecta, Diptera, Drosophilidae.